GUAUUUUUGUUAACUGUAGAAACGUAAAAAAUACGUUUUUUAAAUCAUGGUUUUAAAAACAUUUUUGUUCAAACGUUCCUUAAUGGUUCUUUACGGUUAUGAAACUAUGUAUACGUUCAAAAAACGUAUAUGAAACUAAUAUAUGCUACCUGAGCAGUAAACAUAUUUAUCUCAAGAAGCCUUGAGUUCUUAUUUCUCCAAAUCUCCACGGAAACGGGAGUGGUAACAUAAUCUUUAAAACUGCGAGAUUUCUCCUGCAGUCUUCAGUCUUCGGAGUGAUGUCAAGUCAAACAGACAUUCAAUCUAGGAAAUUAAAAAAUUGGAUAUUUUUUUGUUAACCUUUAUAUAGUCUGUAUUAACUUCACAUAUUUUAUGAACAGUGAAUAAAACAUGGAAAUUGAAGCACGCAGAACACCGAUACAAAGUUUUUACGCCGGACAAUCAAUAUUUAUUACAGGCGGUACUGGUUUUGUUGGGAAAGUCUUGAUUGAGAAACUGUUACGAAGUUGCCCCGAUAUCUCAACGAUAUAUCUGCUAAUACGUUCAAAAAAAGACAAAUGUCCCAAAAGCCGACUGGAUGAAAUGUUUAAGACACCUCUUUUUGACCGAGUAAAAAAAGAAGUACCCAAUUUCCGCAAAAAAAUCGUACCGAUUAUAGGCAAUCUCGUCAUAGAAGACUUUGGAUUGUCAGAAAGUGACAAUAACACUCUGAUAAAUCAGGUAUCUAUAAUUUUUCACUUAGCAGCAAACGUACGGUUCAACGAGAACAUCAAAAGUUCUACGAUAAUAAAUGUUAAUGCUACCGCUACCAUCUUAAAACUUGCAAAGCACAUGCCAAAUUUAAAAUCGUUUAUUCACGUGUCAACAGCUUAUGCGAACUGUCAUGUUGAACAUAUUGAAGAGCGAUUCUACUCGUAUCCCAUUAAUCACAAAGACCUUAUUAUGUUCACACGUUAUUUAAACAAAAACGUAAUUGAGAAAAAAAUAUCUAGAAUCAUUUCACGAUGGCCGAAUACAUAUACAUUCACAAAAGCGAUUGCGGAAGACCUUCUUAGAGACGAGAGCGGAGACUUGCCAGUAGGAAUAUUUCGACCUGCAAUAGUUUUAUCUAGCGCCAAUGAACCUUUUGUCGGAUGGAUGGAGAAUAUGUUUGGGCCACUAGGCCUUAUAGUACCUUCGCUACUUGGAAUCACAAGAUUUUAUCAUUAUAAUCCCGAUUUCAGAGCAGAUAUAGUGCCCGUUGAUUUUACAGUAAAUGCAUUAAUCGCUAGCUCAUGGGAAGUCUUUAAUCAAUUCAGGAGAGGCAAGGAUACAUUAAUUUAUAAUUUUGUGUCACCAGUUGAUGGACCUACGUGGCAUAAAUAUGCUUAUACACUUUUUGACAUAAAUAAGAUGUAUCCUCUACAUGAUGCCAUAUAUUUCCCUUUAGCAUUUUACUUUCAACGUAAAAUACCGUACAGAAUUUGCGUUUGGCUCGGUCAUUUCCUUCCGGCUUUACUUAUAGACGCUAUAAACAUAUGUAUGAAUCGUAACCCAAGAAUGUGGAAGUUAUGUAAGAAGGUCGACAAAUUUUCCAACGCGAUCCAACCUUUUUGCAACAAUGAAUGGAAUUUUUCCACUGACAAUGUUCAAGCGAUGUGGAGUCAUCUCAGUGAAGAUGAUCAGCAAUUAUUUAAUUUCAGCAUGGUUGGAUUUGACUGGACAAAAUAUUUAAUUGAUCAUUAUAUGGGUUUACGACUUUAUUUAUUAAAUGAAGAUGACAGUAGUUUACAAAUCAGUCGUAUCAAGUAUAGGAGAUUUUAUUGGAUUCAUCAAACGUUAAAAAUUAUUUUUACUUUUGCCGUCUUUUGGACUGUCUGGAUCGUAUUUACAAUUAUAUGUACAUAACUUUUACAUGUUUGUCUUACAUGUAUAUGAGAUUUUUUAUGACAUAUAAUUCGAGCACUCUGUAUAUAUAUUGUCACU
Messenger RNA from Temnothorax curvispinosus, 1965 nucleotides. RefSeq names its product fatty acyl-CoA reductase wat-like. Gene Ontology annotation, biological process: long-chain fatty-acyl-CoA metabolic process. Gene Ontology annotation, cellular component: peroxisome. Gene Ontology annotation, molecular function: alcohol-forming very long-chain fatty acyl-CoA reductase (NADP+) activity. Bases 391 to 1887 code for a protein of 498 amino acids. Lineage: Eukaryota; Metazoa; Arthropoda; Insecta; Hymenoptera; Formicidae. The transcript is spliced from 10 exons. The record is from RefSeq and is a predicted model, not a curated record.